Molecule: messenger RNA, 590 nt
Organism: Pyricularia oryzae 70-15
Lineage: Eukaryota; Fungi; Ascomycota; Sordariomycetes; Magnaporthales; Pyriculariaceae
Exons: 2
Coding region: 210-440 (76 amino acids)
Source: RefSeq, a predicted model, not a curated record
CAAGUCAAUGACGUCAAACUAUAAUCAGAGACCCAUCGACUUGUAUAAAAGAAGAAGACGUCGAGAUGUCUGCUAGGUAGAGAGGAUCAGAAAGACAUCAAAUUGACAUCAAAUAAAGCUAGCUGCAAGUCGAGAUAGCCUGCAACCGAUCAGACCAGCCGUCAAUACCAAAACCACCUACCUAUCACCAAGCCAACCACAUCAUCAAAAUGCCUCGCGACGGAUCCGGCAGGGCUCACAACGAUGUCGAGGACAAGCCUGAGAUUGCCCACGGUGUAGACCAGCCUGGAAGCAACGUCGACAGGUCCAACAAGGCCGCUGCUAUGCCCGAGGGAGAGAAGGGCAUGGCCAUCGAGGGCAUGAACGCCAGCGGUGGCAGCUCGCAGGGUCUCAGCCGGGGACCCAACGUCGGUCAGGGCAAGGGAGCGUCUGCCAAAUAAUUGGAAGAGAUAACGUAAUAUUAGGUGGAAUAUCUCCAGCAUUGGGAUACUUCCAUACUAUAUUAGAAAUGAGACCAUGUUAAACGACUAAGAACUUAUAUUCAAGAGUAACAAGUGAUGCAUGCUAGACUAGUAAUUUUGGAAACGGCG